GAUGUUGCUCCUGGUCCUCAUGAUAUUUUUGCUUUGUAAGGAUAAUGCUGAUGCUGAAGUAAUAACAUCAUUCUCCUCAAAGCAGCAUGUUUUGUCAGGAAGAGAUGUUACACUUUCCUGCAACUACAGUGGCAAUGUUCGCAGUCUGCAGUGGUACCGUCAGCAUCCCGGAUCCAAACCUGAAAAUAUAGUUUUUCACACUGAGAGCAGCAGUCAACCAGAGCCCAAGCUUCGUCUGUACGCUGUGGCCAAUAAAGGAAUCAAACUUAUGAAUCUCAGCAUAUCUUCUACACAAAUGGAUGAUUCUGCUCUGUACUACUGUGCCCUGCAGCCCACAGUGACAGGAAACACAACUGCACUGUACAAAACAGGUGAAUCUAAUGGGAAUGUCAUCAGACCAAACCAGCCAUCUGUAGUUUUAACUGAAGGAAGCAGCACCGCUCUGUCCUGUUCAUAUGAUGGAUCAGCUUACAGUCUCCACUGGUAUCGACAGAAGCCUGGAUCAAAACCAGAGUUUCUGCUGCUGAUUGUGAAGUCUACUAAAACUGUAGUCCCAGCUUCUCCACCUCAUCCACAUAUGUCCAUCACACUCCUUGAUAAUAAAAGUGUGGAUCUGAAGAUCUCCUCUGCUGCUGUAUCAGACUCUGCAGUGUAUUACUGUGCCCUGCAGCCCACAGUGACAGGAAAACCAACUACACUCUACACUGGCACUGUUCAGAGUUUACAAUGGUAUCGUCAGUAUCCCGGAUCCAAACCUGAAAAUAUAGUUUUUCACACUGAGAGCAGCAGUCAACCAGAGCCCAAGCUUCGUCUGUACGCUGUGGCCAAUAAAGGAAUCAAACUUAUGAAUCUCAGCAUAUCUUCUACACAAAUGGAUGAUUCUGCUCUGUACUACUGUGCCCUGCAGCCCACAGUGACAGGAAACACAACUGCACUGUACAAAAACCUUCUUGUUAUUUGCCUGUUGCACAGUCACAUUUCUCUACCAUGA
Molecule: messenger RNA, 991 nt
Organism: Onychostoma macrolepis
Lineage: Eukaryota; Metazoa; Chordata; Actinopteri; Cypriniformes; Cyprinidae
Product: M1-specific T cell receptor alpha chain-like
Exons: 4
Coding region: 2-991 (329 amino acids)
Source: RefSeq, a predicted model, not a curated record